Molecule: messenger RNA, 2169 nt
Organism: Lactuca virosa
Lineage: Eukaryota; Viridiplantae; Streptophyta; Magnoliopsida; Asterales; Asteraceae
Source: the annotation of a GenBank genome assembly
AUGAGUCACAACAAUAACCACACCCGUCAUGAGACCGUGAUCAACAUAACCAAACCAACAACAGGGUUCACCGGUGGGUUAGAGUUCGUGAACCUAACCUACACUGUGACCAAGAAAAAGAAAACAGAUGAAGGCAAAUGGGUUAGCCAAGAUGCUGACUUAUUGAACCGGAUCACAGGGUUCGCACCCAAAGGGUGUGUGACUGCAGUCAUGGGUCCGAGUGGUGCCGGGAAGUCUACUUUUUUGGAUGGGUUAGCGGGUCGGAUUGCAAGUGGUAGUCUUAAGGGCAAAGUGUCUUUAGAUGGAUCUGAAAUGAACCCGAGUUUGAUUAAGAGAACAUCGGCUUAUAUCAUGCAAGAUGAUCGGUUAUUUCCGAUGUUGACUGUGUAUGAAACGUUGAUGUUUGCUGCUGAUUUUCGGUUAGGGUCAGUUGGUAAGAUGGAAAAGAGGAAACGGGUUGAAACAUUGAUCGAACAACUUGGUUUAUCGUCGGCAAGGAACACAUACAUAGGCGAUGAAGGGACCCGAGGAGUCUCAGGGGGUGAACGUCGGAGGGUAUCAAUUGGUGUAGACAUCAUCCAUGGACCAUCACUGCUUUUUCUGGAUGAACCAACAUCCGGUUUGGACUCGACAAGUGCUCAAAGUGUUAUCGAAAAGGUUCACAACAUUGCACGAACCGGAAGCACCGUGGUUCUAACCAUUCACCAACCAUCAUCACGUAUCUUACUUCUACUUGACCACCUCAUCAUAUUGGCUCGUGGUCAGCUCAUGUACCAAGGGUCCCCGAAAGAUGUUGGGUUCCAUUUGGGUCGAAUGGGCCGGAAAGUUCCAAAAGGGGAAAGCCCGAUUGAGUUCUUGAUUGAUGUUAUUCAACGAUAUGAUCAAUCAGAAUAUGGAGUGGAUGCAUUAACAGAAUUUGUGGUUACGGGUAUGAAACCACCAGAAUUAUCGGAUGAUGAUGAAAUGUCGCUUAUGACCCCGACACCACCACCACCCCAUCGAAGCUUCGGGAAGAAGAGUCGGUUUCACAUGGAAGGAAAAGAUGGUCAAGAAAAGGGAUUUGAUCAUAGUGUGAGAAGCCCGUGGAAUAAUUCGAAUACAUGGAGCCAUUCAGGAAUCAUGCAAUCGAUUAUGUCAACUCCGAAUCGUCUUAGGAAUGAUAGGAAAACAUCGACUCCAACAAGCGCAUCACGUGGCUACUAUGCCAACUCGGCUGACAUCCUAUCGGGAACCACCACUCCACAAAGCAGCUCUUAUACCCUCAACGAAGACGACUACCGCACCCCUUCCACCACUCCAACCACCAUAAACCACCACCACCUCCACCCCAAAUUCCCAAACUCAUUCCUCCCAGAAACCUGGAUCCUAAUCCGCCGGAACUUCAUAAACAUCCGGCGAACACCAGAACUCUUUCUCUCCCGACUCAUGGUCUUAACAAUCAUGGGAUUCAUGAUGGCCACCAUGUUCAAAAACCCCGGAAAAACCAUGCAAGGCAUAACAAACCGUCUCAGUUUCUUCAUCUUCACCGUUUGUCUCUUCUUCUUCUCAUCAAACGACGCCGUUCCCGCCUUCAUCCAAGAACGCUUCAUCUUCGUUCGUGAAACUUCACACAACGCAUACAGAGCCUCUUCUUACACCAUCGCCGGACUGAUAACCUACCUACCGUUUCUCCUUCUUCAAGCCGCCGUCUACGCCGCCCUAACCUGGUUUGCGUUAAAACUCGAAGGGCCGUUUUUGUACUUUUUGAUCGUUCUUUACGUUUCUUUACUCUCGACUAAUUCAUUCGUGGUGUUUGUGAGCUCGGUUGUUCCGAAUUUUAUACUUGGGUAUGCUGCGGUGAUUGCGUUCACGGCGUUGUUCUUUUUGUUUUGUGGGUAUUUUUUGAAUAGUCAUGAUAUACCGAAGGUUUGGAGAUGGAUGAAUGUGAUAUCGACGAUGACGUAUCCGUAUGAAGGGCUUUUGAUAAAUGAGUUUCAAAGAGAGGAAGUUUUUGGGGUGAAUCUUGGUGGGGUGAAUGUUUCGGGAGUUGAUAUUUUGCAAUCAUUGCAUAUUUAUCAUGAAAAAGAUCCGAAGUGGUUUAAGGUUUAUGUGAUGUUGGGGUGGGCGGUUUUAUACAGGGUUUUGUUUUAUAUUGUUCUUCGUUUUGGUACUAAGAAUCAGAGGACGUAG